Molecule: messenger RNA, 993 nt
Organism: Lagenorhynchus albirostris (white-beaked dolphin)
Lineage: Eukaryota; Metazoa; Chordata; Mammalia; Artiodactyla; Delphinidae
Product: retinol dehydrogenase 12-like
Exons: 6
Coding region: 1-993 (330 amino acids)
Source: RefSeq, a predicted model, not a curated record
AUGUCACUGUGGUCUCUACUCAACACCCCAGUCUGGGGUCCUGGCUCUGUCCUCCUCAUUCUGGUCCUCCUGCUUAGACUAAGUGUGCAGGUCUGGCAUAAGUUGUAUCUUUGGGACCUCCAAUGCUGCUCUACGGAUUUGACUGGGAAGAUAGCAGUGGUGACUGGGGCCAACAGUGGCAUCGGGAAGGCUGUAUCCCAGGAGCUGGCCCGCCGCGGGGCACGUGUGAUCCUGGCCUGCCGUAGCCGGGUGCGUGGACAGCGAGCCCUGGCCGAGAUACAAGCGGCGUCAAAGAGCAACCGUCUCCUGCUUGGUGAGGUGGACCUGAGCUCUAUGAACUCCGUCCGAAGCUUCGCUCAGCGGCUUCUGCAGGAGUAUCAUGAGAUACAUCUCCUGGUUAACAAUGCUGCAGUCUGUGGAUUCCCCACUACACUUACCCCAGAGGGCCUUGAUCUCACCUUUGCCACCAACUACACUGGACCCUUUCUGCUCACAAAUCUGCUCCAAGGGGCCCUUCAGCGGGCAGGGUCAGCCCGGGUAGUGAAUGUGUCUUCCUUCCGGCAAGCACAUGGGUACAUUGAUGAGGAACAUCUGAUAGGGGCUGGUAGACCUUUGACCUUCAACCAGAACUAUGACUGCAGCAAACUUCUUUUGGCCUCAUUCACUGGGAAGCUUGCCCAGAGACUGCAAGGGACAGGUGUGACUGUGAACUCUGUGGACCCAGGUGUUGUAUACACGAAGAUCAUGAGGCAUUUCUCUUGGCCAUAUCACUUCCUCUUCUGGCUCCUCAGCUUCUUCUUUAAGGAUAGCAAACAAGGUGCAAUCCCAGUCCUCUACCUGUGCUUGGCAAAGGAGCUGGAUGGCAUUUCUGGAAAACAUUUUAACAGUUCCUGUGUGAUAACUCUUCCCCCUGAAGCUGCUCGGGAUUGUCACGUGGCCCAAAGCCUCUGGAAUACCUCAGUCCGACUAACAAACCUAGACAAGGUGGACUGA